Aspergillus mulundensis is the source of this 834-nucleotide messenger RNA. RefSeq lists its product as uncharacterized. The transcript has a single exon. Bases 1 to 834 code for a protein of 277 amino acids. NCBI's taxonomy places the organism in Eukaryota, Fungi, Ascomycota, Eurotiomycetes, Eurotiales, Aspergillaceae. The record is from RefSeq and is a predicted model, not a curated record.
AUGCUACAAUUAUGGUCUCAAGCCGUACAAUCUCCGACAAAGACUCUCUUUGAGAGCCGAUGGAGGGCCUUCAAAAGAGCGUACAGGCAGCCCAUGUACAAAGAUCUCCUGCAGUAUAUCGAGGAGGAAUGGCUUCAAGAAGACACCAGGAAGUUCUUCCUGGCCUAUUACACCAACACCUAUCCGCACUUUGGCCAGAUAUCGACCUCUCGGGUGGAGUCAGCUCAUCGUCGAUUAAAGAAAGAUCUGGAGUCAUCCCAGAGCGAGCCGAUCCGUGUGGUAACUCUCAUCAAUAGUAUCAUCGAGGCUCAGUAUACAAAGGCUCAACACCAACACGCUGAUAAUACUCUAAGGCCUCCGCCUCGAUAUAGGCAUCUCCUCUUCAAGGACAUUGUUACAAAGGUCUCUACCUACGCCAUGCAGAAGGUAAUCGAAACGAUGAAUUUCUAUCUACCGGAGCGCCUUGACAAACCAAUCAAGCGCUGUACAGGCAGCUACAAGCGAAGCCUUGGACUCCCCUGUAUCCAUCAAAUUCAAGAAGCGCUUCAUGACAACCGGAGCCUUGGCCUUGAGGAGUUCCAUGACCAGUGGCUCCUAGUUCCGAGAUCUCGACUCCUUGCGCAUCCUCAACGCCCUUAUAUCUAUCCUCCGCCAAAGAAACAACAAAAAGGAAGGCCUCGGGGGGCUCUGAAUCAACCGAAGAAGUCCACCAAGCAAGAUCUAUCCGAGUUCGAACACACGAAUCAACUGGUUGAGAAUGGGGGGGAGGCCGGUGUUGAGGUUCUUCGUCGGAGCAAGCGUUUGCAGUCGAGCGCAGCGCAGCGGAAGGAGUAG